Gambusia affinis (western mosquitofish) is the source of this 7557-nucleotide messenger RNA. RefSeq names its product rho GTPase-activating protein 21-like. Lineage: Eukaryota; Metazoa; Chordata; Actinopteri; Cyprinodontiformes; Poeciliidae. The record is from RefSeq and is a predicted model, not a curated record. The transcript has 25 exons. Gene Ontology annotation, molecular function: protein binding. Bases 572 to 5998 code for a protein of 1808 amino acids. Gene Ontology annotation, biological process: signal transduction.
GUCCUCUCUCCUUGGGACAAGUUUGUUUUUACAAACUCUGCAGUUUAAGUUGUGUUUGGGACCAUGAGAGGAGCUUUUAGGAGUCCUGCAUUGCGGCCUAAUUGAUGGUUUUCUGGAUGGAUCUGAAUCUCAUUGUGCCUCUGCGGAGACGAGCACAGGGCGGCACGACGAGCUGAGCGGAGAGAGGGAGUCUCAUCAGCAUGGAGAGGACAGAAAAAAGUGCAACUUGCUCUUUUUUCUCUCAUUCUUCGUCUUCGCCGUUCUGCAGUUUGGAUCCUGCUGCCUAAAUUUGGCCUCUCUUGCAGGUUUUUGCAGAUUAAUCCCCCCUUUUUUCCACAAAGCUGUUUUUCUUUAUCUUUUGAAAUCAGAGGAUUAUCUCAGGCUAGAGCAGCCGGAGUCAUUAACACGCGGCUAAUGAAGCGUGGCUGGGCCGUCGGCCACAGCUGACGGGUUACCCGUUGGGCUCACAGAUGGGAGCGGAGGUGUGUGUUCGGCUGUAUUCCCUCUUGUCCCGUUCGGAGGAGCAUCGCUGCCUGCAGGGAGCCUCCGGGAGCAGCGGGGUCCAACGUGGAUGGCUGACGGGGCAGGUGUCCGAGCAGCUUGUGUUUUUUCAGAGCAAAUGUCACAUCUUAAAGUUCUGGACUGCAUGAUUAGAAACAACUGGACCCUGAUCUGUGAUCUGUACUGCGCCUGGAGCAAUCAGGCAAAGCAGAAGGAUGGGCGGGAUCAGAGCGAGACGUCGGCCACCGUUACGCCCGGGGCCGAAGAGGAGCCGUUCGCCUGGCCGGGGCCGAAGACGCUGCGCCUGCGGCGAACGUCGCAGGGUUUCGGCUUCACGCUGCGCCACUUCAUCGUUUACCCGCCGGAGUCCGCCUUCCACAACUCCCUGAAGGUAACGGAUGACGAGAACGGCAGCCGAGGGAGACAGAGGAACCGCCUGGAACCUAUGGACACCAUUUUUGUCAAGCAGGUGAAGGAGGGAGGCCCCGCCCACGGAGCUGGACUCUGCACAGGGGAUCGGCUUGUGAAAGUGAACGGAGAAAGCAUCAUUGGGAAAACUUACUCCCAGGUCAUAGCCCUGAUCCAGAACAGCGAUGCCUCGUUGGAGCUCUGUGUGAUGCCUAAAGAUGAAGACAUUUUGCAACUGUUUUCCAGGGAUAUCACUGCUCUGGCGUAUUCCCAGGAUGCAUACCUCAAAGGAAAUGAGGCGUACAGCGGAAAUGCCCAGAACAUCCCGGAGCCGCCUCCCAUAUGCUACCCUCGGAUCGAGCUGAAGGCGGCGGCCGUGGCGCCGCUGUCCGACCCGGGGCCCGCCAGGCGACCGGCCCCCACAGACAACAGCUGCCGGCCCGAGGUCCCGUCCGUCAGCAACGAAGGUACCAGGACUCCAGCCGAUCCGGUGGACCGGGGGUCCCGGCUGGCUCGGGCCGGACCCAGCCACCGGACUGAGGAGAACCGGUUCCGCUCCCCAGCAGAUCGACCCAGACCCCUCGCCACAGGGUGUCCGCCGUACCCAGAGACGUUCUCGCCGUUGGUGCGAGCGCCGCUCGCCGCCACGUCAACGGACACGUUCUCCACCACCACCUCCCCCACCGCCAACCACUGCUCCCCGUCGCCACCGGCGCCGACCACCUCACCCCAUCAGAACAUCGACUGGCGGACCUACACCACCUACAAGGACUACAUUGACGCCAAGCGGCUGCACACGUACGGCUGCCGCACCAUCCAGGAGCGCCUGGACAGCCUGAGAGCCGCUGCCAACUCCGCCUACGCCCCGAAGGCCGCCGCCCCCUCCCAGGUCCGACGCAGGAGCGCCUCCAACGAGCGUGGGGCGGACCCGGCCUCGUCGCCACCGCUCCGCAGCACCUCCCAUGAGCGGCUGAGCGGCCCGCCAGACAGGACUUCCCGCUACUGGCCUCGGAGCGCCUCUCAGGAUGCUUUGCCGUUCCCCGGUGCCACCCGGGUCGCCAAACCCCGAGCCAGGUCCUGCGACCACAUCAGUCACAAAAUGGAGGAGAAACAGGAAACAAGCAGGAGGAGUUUACUUCCUCCAAAGCCGGACCAGUGGCUGUCGAACUCGCCUGAUGUUAUGAAAGGUACAACAGAUUCUGCACUAGCGGUCAGAGCGGACGGCCUCAUAAUGAGGCCUUCGCGCCUCCCCGUCAAAAACUCCCUCUGCGACCUUUCACCCACCUCGUCCGCCAUUAAAACCACAGAGCCUCUCCGAGACCAAAGAGUCAACGCCGUGGGGAACCACCUGGGUUUCUCCCCGCUGAACCUGGAGCUCCGCGGCCGAGCCGACAGCCUGAAGACGGAGAACCGGUCCGAGUCGAGAUUAGCUGCCAGGUCGUCGUCCUGCUCUGGCUCCGCCUCCAGACUGCCCACACUCAGGCCGAUGAAGAGCGAAGUCCUCACGAUAUCCUCAACCGCCACUGUCGCCCAAAAACCAGUCGUCAAGGAGACGCCAGAGCGGACUAACGGCGGUCUAUCAGAGGGCGUUGAAGGACCCGAUGCCACCGUCGUCGUCCUACGAAGAGACAAGACCGCCGGAGGCGCCCGCGCCCGACCUCCGUCCUACGUCAACGACAGGCAGCGAGAAGUAAAUUCGCCGCCACUAUUGAAGGCGGGGUCAGCGGACGCAGCGAUGUGCUGGGCGUCCAACGAGACGCUGCUCAGGAGGCUGGGAGACACGAGGCACAAAUCCGGCUCCAGCAACCUGAAUGACUCCCUGGACUCCAUCCCCUUCAUAGACGAACCGUCCAGCCCGAGCAUCGACCAGGACAGCACGCACAUUCUUGCGUCCGGGGUGAUCUCAACUCCCCUCAUCACCACCAUCCCACCCAGCCCCACGUCUUCCUCUCCUCUCAUUCGACGCCAUCUCUCACACGAUCAAGAUUCUCUUCAUCUCUCAGUUAUCGGGUCAGACUCUGGUACCAAAUCUGAGCGGUCCAAAUCGUACGAUGAAGGCAUCGAUAACUACCAUGAGGAAAGCAGAGGGAGGUCUCUGCUUCCUGGACUGAAAAGUUUGAGGAAGGCUGUAGACAGAUCAUCAGAAGAUUCUGGGUCCAGACGAGAUUCCUCAUCAGAAGUCUUCUGCGACGCCACUAAGGAGGGUUUGCUACAUCUGAAGCAGCUUCAUGCAGAUAAGGGAAAGCGUGUCGGAGGAGGAAACCGGCAGUGGAAACAGAUGUACGCCGUGUUGAGAGGCCACUAUCUCUGCCUGUACAAAGACAAGAAGGAGGGCCAGGCUCACGCCAACUGCCAGACCACAGAGGAGCCGCUGCAGAUUAGCAUCAAGGCCUGUCUGAUCGACAUCUCCUACAGCGACACAAAGCGCAAAAACGUCCUGAGGCUGACAACGUCGGACUGCGAGUACCUGUUCCAGGCGGAGGACCGGGAGGACAUGUUGGCCUGGAUCCGAGUCAUACAGGACAGCAGCAACCUGGAUGAGGAGGACGCGGCUUUCACCAGCCAUGACCUCAUCAGUCGGAGGAUCAAGGAGUACAACACUUUGAUGAGCCCGACAGGCAGUAAGUCAGAGCCGUCGCCCAGGGCGUCGCGCCAGUCGCUCAGCAUCAGACAGACGCUGCUGGGAGGCAAAGGAGAGACCAAAGCAACGAGUCUGCACUCACCCAAACCAGAGCAGGAGAGGAAGGGCAGCCACAAAGAAGACACCAGCCCUCCCAAAGACAAGGGGACAUGGAGGAAAGGCAUCCCUGGGCUGAUGAGGAAACCUUUUGAGAAGAAGCCAUCUCCUGGAGUCACAUUUGGAGUCAGACUGGAUGACUGUCCCCCAGCUCAGACCAACAAGUUUGUGCCUCUGAUCGUGGAGGUUUGCUGUAAGCUGGUGGAGGAGAGAGGGCUGGAGUACACGGGCAUCUACAGGGUCCCCGGGAAUAAUGCUGCCAUCUCCAACAUGCAGGAGGAGCUCAAUAACAAGGGCAUGGGCGACAUCGAUAUCCAGGAUGAUAAAUGGAGGGACCUCAAUGUGAUCAGCAGCUUACUGAAGUCCUUCUUUCGAAAGCUUCCCGAGCCCCUGUUCACCAACGAUGGGUACGCAGACUUUAUUGAAGCCAACAGGAUAGAGGAUCCAGUGGAGAGACUGAAGGUGCUCAAGAGGCUGCUUCAUGAGCUUCCAGAUCAUCACUACGAGACGCUGAAGUUCCUCUCAGCUCAUCUGAAAACUGUAGCUGAGAACUCAGAGAAGAACAAGAUGGAGCCGAGGAACCUGGCCAUUGUGUUCGGCCCCACUCUGGUGCGCACCACCGACGACAACAUGACCCACAUGGUGACCCACAUGCCCGACCAGUACAAAAUAGUGGAGACGCUCAUUCAGAACUAUGGCUGGUUUUUCACUGACGAUGGGAACGGAGAGCCAGUGACUGUUUCCCACGAAGAGAGCGCCAUCGAGUCUCAGCCCGUCCCCAACAUCGACCACCUGCUCACCAACAUCGGCCGCACCGGCACGUCGCAGGGCGACGUAUCAGAUUCACCAACUAGUGACUCAGCUAAAUCAAAGGGUUCCUGGGGUUCUGGGAAGGACCAGUGCAGCCGAGACCUCCUGGUCUCCUCCAUCUUUGCUGCCGCCAGCCGCAAAAGAGGGAGGUCAAGGGAGAAGCCGCAGCCUAGCAGCUCUGAUGACGAUCUGGACUCGGUCUUCCCCAGAAAGGAGGUUCCUUCGGGGCAAAGGCCGAACCACCACCCGCUGCAGGGCGACAAACUGAGAGCCGAGGAGAGAAAGGAGAACGGCAGAACCAUCCACAGAAACUCCUUAUUCCAGAAAGAGAAGACUCCACCCCGACGGGCCUCGCCGUCGCCAAUCAUCAGCGAUCAAACGGCGGCGCAAAGGAAGAUUUCCCUAUCGGAUCCACUGUCCCAGCUGGAGGAAAACACCUCUGACCUCGGCACCAUGAGCUCCGGGGCAUCUGUCCCCAGAUCAAGGCCCAAAAAGUGGACCGGUGGAGCCUUCCUGGACCUGCCGGCGUCGGCCGGAGCCGAGGUGAGCUCCAUUACCUCCGACUACUCCACCACCUCCUCCAUCACCUUCCUGACCGGCGCCGAGUCUGGCGUGCUGAGCCCGGAGCUGCAGGGCGGGGAGGAGGCCGACGACGAGCGCAGCGAGCUCAUCAGCGAGGGCCGACCCAUGGAGACGGACAGCGAAGGCGAGUUCCCGGUGUUCGCGCCGGGAGGCGGCAGCGGCCAGUCCACGCCUCGCCCCACGCAGAGUCAGGAGAAACCCAUCGCCGGCGCGCAGAAACAGGAAGCGCGCCGCCUUUUCCCCACGCAGCGCAUGAUUGAGUGCGACACUCUGUCCAGACGGUGGUCGCUGCGGCAUAAAACCGACAGCGACUCGUCGGCGGAGGGCGCGGCGGGGACGGAGGGUAGAGCAGAGUCUUCCAGCCGGUUGUCUCGAGUCUUGGAGGUGAUGAAAAAAGGCCGGUCGUCGAGCAGCAUCAGCUCUUCUUCACGCAGCGAGUCGGAGCGGCCCGAACCAGCCUGGCACCUGAAAAUCACAGGGCGGCUGAGGUUCAGGAUCCGAUCAUCCGCUGACGACAUGUUCACCACUAAGAGUCAGACACCCGACGCUCGGAGCAAGAAGAAGAACAUCCGGCGGAGGCACACAAUGGGCGGGCAGAGAGACUUCGCGAACCUGGCGGUCAUUAACGACUGGCGGGAGCAGGGUGGCGUCGACCAGACGGCCGACCUCUCGGCGCUGGACCGUCUCAAACCCAAGUGCUCCUCUCAGGACCUUUCCUUCCGGGACUGGAUUACCCACGAGCGGCUCCGCGGGUCCGAACCAAGCGCAGAGGUAGCGCCCAAAGCGGAGCCGGAGGACGAUCAUCCCGAACCUCCUGAAAAACCUCCACCGGUGACCGCGGAACAGGUUAACGGUGGCGGGAUGCGGGACACAAAUAAAACCGCGCCGACAUCAGACGCUCACCCACACAAACUGUCCGGAGCGCAAGUGACCCGCUCACGGUUUUACCAGUACCUGUAGAUGGACAAACCUGACCAGAGUGUGUGUUCAGGCGUAAAUGUGUGUAUUUUAGCACAAUAUUUUUAUACUAAAAUAUUCUUUCUGUAUCUAAUGUACAUACUGUGUAUAAGCUCUGAUGAUUGUUACUAAACUAAUAAAGAUGAUGAAGUUUUCUGCCAUACUGGAACCGAGUCGGAAAGGAAUCGUGAACUUUCUCCAGCAGAACUGAUCCAAGAGUCUUUCCUUCGUCACAUGGUUCAGUUCUUCCUCAUGUAUGAAGAAUGUAUCACCUGGGGCUGGGCGACUCGUCCUUUUAUGGUUUUUGAAGAUUUAAUUGUUGGAAAAUGGGGAUUUUUUUUCCCACCAAUACACUCCUGGGGUUUCCAUAAAUUAUAGUGACGUCAGCACGCCCAAAGCCGCCAUCUUGUUUUUGCAGCUUCUAUUUAUUUGGACUUUUGAAUUUAGGUCACCUUCAUGAUUAAAUGUCAGGGUAAAGCUACGAUUUUUAAAAAUUAUCAAAUAAAAGUUGUGCCACAACAAAGUUGAAAUAUUGUCUAGAUAAAGUAAUAUUAGAAAAAUAAAGUAGCAAUUUUAUUAAAAUUGAAAAAAAUGAGUAAUGAUGUGAAUUUAACAAAUAAUGAAAUCUCUUUUUAACAGCACAAAAUUAUUGAGUAGCAGGACUUUGAAACAAUCUUGCAAUUGAUUUUUUUUAAGUAUUACACAAACUGUUACGUCAGAUGAUGAUAAUUGAAAAGAUUUUUUAAAGGACUAUUAAUACAGAAAAUUGCACCUUUAUUCUGCUGAUAUUAUGACUUUUUUCUCAUAAUUAAAUAAAAAACAUUAUAGCCUACCCCUAAAACUGUCAUGCAACUCACAGAAGGAAACAAAAUUGGUUGAUAUCGGACCUGGUACAUAUAUAUGUAUAUUAAAAAACUAAUUUUAUUUUUGCGCCAUCUCGCCCAGCCCUAGCAUCUCUCUUUCUGGGCCAAUGCUAGACGCUUGUGACAAUACUGUCUGUUUUUGUUCUGUUUGUACUUGAAGUACGUAGGAGUACCGACGGCUGCUUUCUGAGCUGCGUCCUGCGGGAAGUUUCAUUUCCGCAGCACAUAAACAUCAGCCAGAUAUUAGCUGGGGCAACUGGAGGAUGGUUAUAGUUUUAUCCCUAAAAAAAGCGGGCUACGAAACGGUAAUGAUGAAAUGCUGACGCUAUCGUAUGUAAUUCUUUGGUACAUUAGUUUUUAUUUCCAAAAACAGUUUGUUUUUACUAGUGCAAGUUGUUUUUAUCUCAAAAAGAAAAGUGCCUUCUCUGUUUUCUUUUUAAAAGUCGUUUUUAUAAAGUUGUUCACAGGACUGUUUUAAACCAGAAAUCCAGUUUUCAGUCAAAUUUACAACGACGUUUUGUUUUCUUGUCCCGCUUGUGUUUUUAAAGUGCAGUAAAAGGCACCAGAGCCUUUAACUGGGAAAAAAUAUAUAAACUGGGUUUUAAACCUGUAUGAUACGAAUGUUUGCUGCAGCAAAGCAUGGGUUCAGUGCCCCCUCGUCCCAACAAACACUGGAAAUAAAUAAAAAUCUUAAGUAUA